CUCUCCUCUCGCUCAGUCCGUUAUUCUCACCUUCCUCCUCCUCCUCCUCCACCACCGCCGCCGCCGCCAUCGAUAUCCACUCUCAUCUCUCUCCAUCGCCCGCUGCGGACCACAUCCGCCGCUCUCUCCUGCCCGUCCCCUGUCUCCUCUCUUCUCUUCCCCUGCCUUCUCUCCCCCCCUCCCCCUCGGGCCUUCCCUUAUCUUUUUUCCCUCGCCGCGCUGCCGCUUUGUGUUGAACCAUGUUCCGUCUGGCCGCCUUCAGCGCCAUUCCCCGCAGGCUUGCUGCGUAGACAUGAACUCGUCCACCAGAAAGCGCCAGCGUGCAUCCACUGACCACAAAGGCCACAGUCUGCGCAAGCGAUCCAAAAAGUCCUUCCGCGAGCCUGACUCGGACGACGCUCAGGCCUGGUACAGCGUCUCGUGCAUUGUCGACGAACGCCGACGGCCAGGCAAGCCUCCUGAGUACAAGGUCCGCUGGGAUCCAGACCCGACCACGGGCGAAGGCUAUCCUGAUUCUUGGGAGCCCGAGCAGUAUCUUACCGCCGACUUGCUGGACGAGUGGAGGCAGAACUCCAAAAAGUCAGGUGACCAGGCCGUCGCCCGCGAGCCGCACAGCCAGGCGCCCUUUGUGCCCGACAACAGCUCGCUCGACUCCGCCGCAUCGCCUCCACCCGAGCCUGCUUCUGCCGCCGUCGCUCGGAAAAGAGCCCAGCCGCGGUCGCGCGCCUUGCGCUCGCUCUCGCCCGUUCUCGCCCACUCGGCUCCCUCUUCAUCUUCAUCGCCGAGCCGGUCCACCCCACCCCAUCAAGCGCGCGUGGCCACUUCGACAGGGUCUACGGCCGAAGCCGUUCGCGGUGCCGAAAGCGGACUCAACGACCAGGACGCCACCGCCGGCCUCGUCGUUGUCACAAACCCGCCGCAUUUCUUCCGCCACGACUACCUGGCUGGCCUGUCUCAGCAGGCGGCGCUCCAAGAAACACGCCAGCCUUGGCCGACCUCGCACGGGGACCAGAGCCGACCCACCCCGGAAUCUCAGCCUUCCGUUCAGCCUGCCAACGCUCGUCUUGUCAUUCCUGAUUCACAGAGCCAGGACACCGCAGAAGACAACUACACCAGUCCCACACAACACUCUAUAGACAGUGCAGACCUGCGCCAGCACUCCUCGCCCCUCGAUUUGCUCUCCCCAACUCGUCGCACCCAAAAGCCUUUCGCACCAGUCUCGGAGCCUGAUCACGUCGAGUCCACGUCGCCCACGCCGGAGUUCUACCCUCACAGCUUGCGCAGCGCGACGACAAGUCCCGUCAAGACGUCGAAUCGGCCUGCUCGACAAACUGCGUCUCCUGCACGAAGCCAAAGUCGUGCCGUCUCGCCUCUUGACAGCUCAAAACCCUUGAUUGGGCCCGCCAGCCUCCGCUCCGCGAGCAAGACUCCAUCCAGGACGAUCCAGGUCGCAGCAUCUUCAGCUAAACCAUCCCCUCUGCGACUAUCUCGUGUCCCAUCACCCAGUCAAGAACAGCAGGGCGUCCCGGCAUCUCAUCAGGACGUUUUCCAAUCUUGGGGACAGUCCCCAGAUCAAGCCCCGGUUUCGGCUCGUGUCCUCGCAGCCUUCGAUCAAUCUGCGCAUCUUGGUGCGGCAGAGAGCGGCGGUUUGUCCAGCUCCUCGAUUCCAGAGCCACCUUCUCAAGAUCCUGAGACGCUGGCCUCGAAUCAACCACCUCAACCUGGCCCUUUAACUAUGCCCGGGACACGUCGUUCCGCGCGAAGCACCGUCAUGUCCAACGUAGACUCGACGUCUACUUCCCAUUCUGGUACCCCGAGCCUGCGAAGUGCUCGAGGCAGAGGCUCGAAAUCGGUCGGCCCCGGACGGAAAAAGGGCCUCACAUCGAACCCUUCCGCUGACGAGGACGCGAGAGAAGUUGACGCUUCAGAUCGUGAGUCUGAAACAGACGAGAAGGCUGAGACAGGUCUCAACAGCAGCACUGAGUCUGUAGUGGACGGAGAGUUGCAAUCUCAAACGAUACCGGCCGAGCAGCAGAAUCUGGAGCCGGUCAUGGAUCAUGAUGCCCAAGGCAAUUCGCGACUGGCUGCACGCAUACCCGGAGAUGCGGAUGACGAACCUACCACCACCGGCGACAUGACGGCGCCGGCAGCGGGUCUAGAACCCCGCGUGGACGACACCGCAGACGACUCCGACACGGAAUCCGGCGAGAGCAACGAAGCAGGCCCUCCGUUGGGACGGAUGGAAUUCAUCGUGCCGUUGCCCUUCGCUGGACAAGCGCGAGACCAAUACCGAAAGACAAUCAAGUAUAAUGAGGACUUGAUAGAGAAGUUCACGGGCCGAAAGUGGACCGACUCUCCGUCCACGCUCUUGGACGCGCAGUCUUUUGUCUGCACAAUGCGGGACAUCACGACACACAUCGAUCUGACGAACGAAACGACCGUGUCUCAGACCGACAUCGAACCCUCGGACGUGAUCGAGUGGGACCGAUCAGUCAGCACAAAAUUCAAGCUUCUGUACUACCUAUUGACCAACCUCAGAGAAUCUCAGAUGCACGUUGUCAUCAUCACCCGUCCGGGCAGAGCACUCGACAUCGUGGAAAAUUUUCUGAAAGGCAUGGCUAUAUCGUAUCGGCGACUGGGCGCCUCCCCUGCAGAUAACGACUCUCGGUCGCAGAAGCUGUUGGAGGUUACAAUUAUGUCUUCCGAUGCUGCCGAGCAAGAAGGUGCAUUUUCUGCACUAGCAGCUGUGUCGCCGGCGCGCCUGGUCGUUGCCUUCGAUCCCCUUUCUGACGAGCUAAAACGAUGUAUCCAGCCGAUGCGACAAGAUUCAAUGCAUCCCGAGCGUUUGUCGCCCCUUAUUUCUUUGGCAGUGAUCAACACAAUCGAUCACAUCGAUCACAGCGUUGCUCCGAUGUUCAAAGGUCCCCAAAGGCUCCGAAUCAUGGUCAACUGCUUGACGAAGCUGAGGAAAGAAGCUGGAAGAGACGACAUCGGCCUACCGUCUAUCGAAGAGGCCGCGCAAGAGAUUGCUCAGUUUGUCUUGACGAGUCGUGCCGAGCACGAGUGGCCCAUCCCCUCAAUUGGCCCACUCACGAACAACGACGCAUGGGACCUAUCGCAAGGCUUGAUCUCCAUGAAGUCUGGCACAUCCAGCGAUUCGGAGAAAUCUGGGAAGGUCAAGGCGGCCGCGAAGAAAGCCGCCAAACGUCCGCUUGAGCGAAUCCGGGACGAAGAAGAAGCCGAGGCUAACAAGAAGAUGAGGAUGACGCCUCAACCCGAAGAAGACGGCUCGGAAACACGCACAAGCGAGUCAACGGCACCACAGUCCUCGGAAACGCAGAAGAAUCUCACCGAGGAGAUCAACGCGAUACAGGAGCUGCUCAAGGCGACGGAAAUCCAACUGAAGAUAUCAACAGAGUCGUCUGAAAAGCGCAUCCAAGCGUUAGAGGGUGACCUGGGCGAACUGCAGUUCCGUUUCGAGGAACAGACGUCCGAGAAACGAGCUCUUGCCCAACAGCUGUCGGAAACCAAGGCCAAGCUGGACACAGCCGUCAGACAGCGCGAAUCACGAGACGCGACCAUCGACAAACUCAAAGAAGAGAACCGUUCGUUGAAAAUGCAACUCAGCGAGGCUCACAAUGCACUGCAAGCCUCCCAGAUUCCCGAAAUUGCAGACAUGGAGAGGUUGCGCCACGAAAAGGAACAAGCCGAGAUCGCUAAAAAACGUGCCGAAAAGGCUGCUGAGCAUGUAGAGUCGACCAUAGGCUAUGUACGCCAACAGCUUGACGAAGCACGUUCACGGGCAAUAGAGCUUCAAGAGCAGAAUCGUGAAUACGAGACUCGUAUCGCACUGCUGGAGCGGCAAGUCAACGGAGAAAUCUCAAAGGCUCGACAGCUGUUCCUCGACGAGCGGUCGAGGAGUGAAUCCGCAGAGAACCUGCGGCUGCGGCAAGAGAAUCGCAAUCUGCAGCAGCUCCUGCAGCGUAAGGAGGAAGAACUCAAGAGCCGAAGAUCAGGCAUGGGAACGCGAGCAGGAAGUGUUCCACGCAGUCCUCGUGUAGGCCCUCCCAGCCGCGCUGGUAGUCCCAUACCAGACCGGAGGAUCGGGGCUUUGAAGAACAACAUGAUGCAAGGCCGUAGGCAAUCUAAACCGAAGCAACAGCAACAACAUGACGAUUCGUCUGACGGAUCCAAAGCCGCCGGAAGCUCCACGCCCAUCAUCGCGGAGCCAAAACCACGUUCUGGACGUCCUAUCGAGAUGAAGGCGUUGGAAUCAAAACAGGUUGACGUGAAAGGGCAGGAUGCAAAAACAGCCGAACAGGCGGCUCCGGUUCCGCGACCAGCGGAUAUCCGAACUUCUGUCAACAACUCCAGGCCUUUUCCGUGCGUCUUUGCCCAGUACAAUUGUGGCUCUGCGUUCACAUCUAAAAACGAGUGGAAGCGCCACAUCAGCACUAAACACAUCCAGCUCGGCUUUUGGAGGUGCGACAUGUGUCCACCCUCUCCGGGCAUCGACCAUCCUGUGUACAACGACUUCAACCGAAAGGAUUUGUUUACGCAGCAUCUUCGCCGGAUGCACGCCAUGAACGCCCCGCAGACGCUGCAAGAUGGUGGGGCACAGUCGCCUCAGCCGCCUGGUGCAGGCCCAUCUUCGAACCCUCCAAAUCUCACCGAGGAACAGAUAACGGAGAUCCAGAAACGAUGCUACCGUCAGCUGCGUGCACCUCCAGACGUCUCCAGCUGCGUCUUCUGCCAACGUACUUUCUCAGGUCCAAACAGCUGGGAAGAGCGACUCGAACAUGUUGGAGGACACCUAGAACGCGACCGCAAGAAUGGAACGGCGUGCUUGGAUGUCUCGUCCUGGAGACCCGAUCCUCAGUUGCGAGAUUAUCUUGUCACUGAGGGUCUAGUCGAGAUCGAUCCUCGUGGCGGCUAUCGUAUAGGCGACGGCAAACCCAAGCGGCCCUUGGAUAUUGAAGGCUUCGCUGGACAGGCACCGACGGCCCAGCUUACGCCUCGUGCAAAUCUCACGCAUGAAGCGCACUCUGCAUCAUCCGUCAUUGGAAAAGAUGGUGCUCCCAUGGAUGUGGACGAUUCGGAAGGUUCCAGUGGAAAGCAAAGGCGUCGUGGUCGUCCACCUAAGCGACCGUCGGAUGCAAUGGAGGUCGACGGCCCUCCGGCAAGCACGCCGUCAGCUCAACAGCCAGCAAAUAGCCAACCAUUGCGGAGCCCUCCAGCGAACCAGCAGUAUGGAUCGCAGCCUUCAGGGCAGUCUGUGCAGCAUCCACCGCAGACAACCGUGCAUUCCGCGCCUUCCCCAGGUCACAUCAGUCAUCAGCUGCCUCCGGGUCAAGGUCCUCAUGGUCCGCAUGCGACACAUUCAGGACAUCCCGGUCCUAUGGGACAUCCAACACAAUCCUCGUUCCAUAACCAACCUCACCCGUCGCAGAGUCCACGUGAUAGUGGGCCAACUCCUUAUACGGGUCAGAUCGGUCCGCCUGUGUCCCCGCGACAGUACCAACUACCGCCCGCAAACUUACAAAACAUGUACAAGUUCGAGCACGGAUCUUUCACCAAGUUUCCUGGCACCUCGACCCAGCAAUGGCCUCCGAUUGCAAGACCUACUGCAGACUAUGCCCCUCCAGGGCUAUCGGCUCGCGCACCUGGGCAGCCACAGCUAGCACCCAAACCGGCACCCGAUCCGGUACAGGAAAUCAUGUCCAGGAUAUACGCCAACGCGCCGCAGCUUGCGCCCAAGCCCUUGGUCAACGUUCCGACUCCAGAAACUGGCCGCGACCCGAUUUCGCCGCGUCCACCGUCGCAGGGCGGACCUCCGCCGCAGCAGUUCCAUUCCGGCUUCCGGCCCAUUAACGAGAGUCAGCGUCCUGCCGGGCCGAUCCCGGUCGCGCCGAAGCCCUCACAACCCCCACAGGAAGGAGGACGACAGCUAGCACCAAAGCCUGUGCCUCCCCCUAUGGGCGCUCAUUACACGUCAUACCCAAGGGAGUCGCCUCAUUCGCAGCUCGCACCGCAGCAGCACGUAUCUCAGCACCACUCUCAACAUCUUUCCGCGUCGGCCUCCGAUCCUCCGCCACCCCACACUCCAGGGCCUCAACCACAGCACCAAUAUCAGCACGGUUCGGGGCAUCAAUUAGCCCCCGCACCUUCUCCUAUCUCGACGCAGCCUCAGUCACUCCCACCUCCAACGCAGGCGCACAGCUCUCCUCCACCCACGACGCCUAAGCAAACUGUUGGUGGUCCGGACUUGGAUGACGGCCAACGUAGCGCAAGAGGGCGAAGUUUUCGCGAUGUUGUAAUGUCAUAGAUAUCCCUGCAUGGAUUGAACAAGAAGGACAUCGACACCUUUUUUUUUUACUUCUCUUUUAUCUUGUACAUUGGACGAGAGCCAAGCAUGUGAGGAUGCAGGAUGCGAGGAUCAUCGUGUGAUUUCGGCUAGGUCCUCAUUCCAUGGCAUAUAAAGAAAAAAUUUUUUUGGCAGUGUAGUAUCAAACAUUGGAGCCUUUCUUGCAUGCAUCAGCGUGGAUGGUGAUCUACUUGUCAUUUCUCACUCACAUCGGCCGGCUUAUUGACGGGGAGCAAUUGGUGGCAGGUGUUCGAUGAGUAUUGAUGCAGCAUUUUUAGCGGAAUUUUUUUUCCUGUGUGUUCAUAUACACAUUCUCAAGUUUGACUACUCAUGAAAGAAAUCAUUGACGUUCAUGUUUAUA
Messenger RNA from Verruconis gallopava, 6725 nucleotides. RefSeq lists its product as uncharacterized. Lineage: Eukaryota; Fungi; Ascomycota; Dothideomycetes; Venturiales; Sympoventuriaceae. The record is from RefSeq and is a predicted model, not a curated record. The transcript has 3 exons. Gene Ontology annotation, molecular function: DNA-binding transcription factor activity. Gene Ontology annotation, cellular component: HDA1 complex. Bases 293 to 6325 code for a protein of 2010 amino acids.